Molecule: messenger RNA, 418 nt
Organism: Tilletiopsis washingtonensis
Lineage: Eukaryota; Fungi; Basidiomycota; Exobasidiomycetes; Entylomatales
Exons: 2
Coding region: 66-371 (101 amino acids)
Source: RefSeq, a predicted model, not a curated record
CCGAUAGCAUCUGCACACGCACAGCCCGUUUCCCCUCUCCAUCCGUCCGUCUGCGUCGCACCCACAUGGCGACGCAAGUGUCCGGUGCUACGAUGCCUGAUACCCUUGAGUGGUUCGAAGUCAAUGUGAAGGAUGGAGACGGCAACCACAUGAUCUUUCGAGUUCGCGCGUCGGUUCUCGUCAGCAAGAUCGGCGAGGCGUGGGCCGUCCGCUUCGGCAUCGCUCCCAACGGCCCCGGCCGCAAGAGCUACAAACUCAGCUUUGAAGGGACUCGCCCCGCGGCUGAUGCUACUGUUGGAGACCUCCUCAAAGACAACGAGUACAACCAGCCCUUGACCCUCUGGUUUCAGAAGUGCCAGUGCGGAUGCUAGCGCUCUUCCAUCGGGCCGAAUGAGCUCCACAGCCCUCGACUUCCAAC